AUGUCCGCCAUAGCCAUCGACCCGGGCCAGAGCUUCAUUGGGAACGACGGCCUCUGGUCGCCUGUACCCAUCAAAGUCGGGUCCAAGUACGUGUAGCCACCCCUACGCUGAUGGACAUGAGAGACUGACAGGGACCCACAGGGCGGCUCCGUUGCUCUUAUUGCCCUCAACAUCUCAGUCGUCGAUUUGGACUCUUCGACUCGACGCCUGUACCAACAGUAAUGCCGCGCCAAACUGUACCCUCCUCCGCGGCGGCACCUGGGAUACCGCCGAAUCCGUCUCUUAUAAACAGAUCACCAGGCCCGGCUCUACGUCAAGCAACUUUCUUCUCCCGUGGACUGCUGAGACCGCUCUCAGCUCGCCUAACUUGACCAACACGAUAGAUCUCAAUGCUAGCGCAACCGCGGGUCAAGAUACAAUCGCAUUCGGCUACCAAGCAAACAACGGGCCGCCCCUCACACAACAAACCAUAUACUCAUACUCAGGCAACGCCCCCUAUGUCGGACUGUUGGGCCUCUUGCCGUAUGCAUCCGAGUUCCAAGACGUGGCGGGGACCUUCAACAGCUCGCUCGGGGAUCUCAGCGCCACACGCGCUAUCAAGAGCGCUUUCUAUGCCUACAACGCGGGAGCGUACUAUCGAACUGCAUGGUCAAGUCUUGUCCUCGGCGGCUAUGAUGCCAAGCGAGGCGAUCCGCGAAGUGGUCUGGAGGUUCCGAUGGGCCAGCAGACCGAUCGAGACCUCCUCAUCUACGUGAACGACAUAUCCUUGAGUACGAAUGGGGCUAUCACGCACGUCACAAAUACCGCCUCGCAGCCGUGGAUGAUCGAUUCUACCAUCCCCGAGAUUUGGCUUCCGCUCUCCGCAUGCCAGGUCUUCGAAGACGCUUUCGGCCUCGUCUACAACUUCACUAGCCAGAUGUACUUCAUCGAUACCGCCUUACACGAUACCCUGCUACAACGAAACGCAUCCGUGACAUUCACAUUAUCGGGCGAUGCGGCUGGUACGAACAAGACCUCCAUCUUCUUUCCUUUCGCCGCCUUCAACCAGACUGCUGCUUGGCCGAUCAUUGGAGGACCGAAUUCGAGCUAUACAUCCGCGACCCGCCAAUACUUUCCCCUGAAGCGAGCGGCAGACAAUUCACAAUUCUUCCUGGGAAGGACAUUUCUGCAAGAAGCGUGAGCGUUUCAAUAUCUACAAGUGACAAGGUCUUGCUAAUCUACUACAGCUACCUCGCAGCCGACUACGACAACCGCAUCUUCUACCUCUCACCAGCCACAUUCAGCCCAGACCACGCGACCGACAUCCGGACCUGGCCCGAUUCCUCCAGCACCCUCAGCCGCGGCGCCAUUGCCGGCAUCGCCCUCGGCGCCGUAGCAGCCCUAGCCCUCCUCGCAGGCCUCCUCUUCCUCUACUGGAAGAAACGCUCCCACAAGCGCGCGAGAGAACGCGAACGCGAACGAGCCUCCUGGCGCGCCUCCAGCAUGGGCGGAACGACAAUCAACGACGAAGUCAUGUCCAUGCAACACCGACACGAAUACUUCAAACCACCCCCGGGCAUGUCCGAGGCCCCCAACAACAACAACAACAACGACGACGAAGCUUCCGAUCAAUUCAAAGCCGAACUCGACGCGCGCUUCACGGCUCGCGGAUUCCUAAAUGAGAGACAUGAACUCGACGCCGGCUCGGUUUCGCGGUCUAGUCUGGGAGGAGGAGGCGCCGUGUCGCCUUUCCGACCCCGCCAUUCUAGACUCCCCUCCGACCCUUCCUCGCUCGGCGUGCCGUCGCCGCUGAUGUCCGAUCGCCCUUCGCCGCCGCUGCCCUCCGCGGGGGAGGGGACGCCUUUUGGAGCUGCUGGGAGUCCGAGUCCGUUUGGAGGGACACCGCCUGCUGUCGAAGAGGGCAGACAAUGGUUCGGUGGCGGGCCGUUCGAGAUGGGGCUCGGUACUGUCAGACACCGCGCUGGGAGGCGGACGGCGCCUGAUGUUGUUGCUCCGGAGAGUGGAAUUUUUGAGAAUGGGAAUGAGGCGGAGACGGCGGCUGCACAGACUGGACAGACCCCUGCUCCUGCUCCUGUGAUUUCUGAGGCAGUGGGAGUCUCCUCAGAGCACUCUGAAAGUCACGGCGAAGCGGUCUCUGCAUCUGGUCAUGAACAACAUCAUGAUGAAAUGCUACCUAGCCAGCGAGAACAGGAAGCGCAGACAGACGCCCACUGA
This is a messenger RNA of Lecanosticta acicola, 2214 nucleotides long. Lineage: Eukaryota; Fungi; Ascomycota; Dothideomycetes; Mycosphaerellales; Mycosphaerellaceae. The record is from the annotation of a GenBank genome assembly.